This is a messenger RNA of Eremomyces bilateralis CBS 781.70, 741 nucleotides long. Its product is annotated as signal recognition particle, SRP9/SRP14 subunit. Gene Ontology annotation, cellular component: signal recognition particle, endoplasmic reticulum targeting. Gene Ontology annotation, molecular function: 7S RNA binding; endoplasmic reticulum signal sequence receptor activity. The transcript is spliced from 3 exons. The record is from RefSeq and is a predicted model, not a curated record. The coding region runs from base 1 to 402 and encodes 133 amino acids. Gene Ontology annotation, biological process: SRP-dependent cotranslational protein targeting to membrane. Lineage: Eukaryota; Fungi; Ascomycota; Dothideomycetes; Eremomycetales; Eremomycetaceae.
AUGCCUGGGCCAGUGUCAAAUGAUCAAUUCUUCGCACGGGUGGGCGAACUUCUCGAAGAAAACAAGAAAGCAGGACAUGGAUCAGUAUUCUUCACCCAGAAACGAUUAACUCCCUCGAAUGUCCAAAAUGCUGAGGACAAAGACCCCUUAUGGGAUGUGAACCUUCCAGGUCCUUUCGCCGUCUUAAUUCGUGCUACCAAUGGCAAGUCCAAGGAGAACAGAGACGACAAGAUCAAAGUUUCUACGGUCGUACAGCCGGAGAGCUCAGAAGAAUUCUUUAAGCAGUAUGCUGAUGUGUGCAAAGCGGGCAUGCAAGCGUUAAAGCCAAAGGACCGAAGCAAACGAAAGAAGAAAAAGGCCAAGAAGAGGAAGGGACCUGUGGAUGGAGAAAAGAAGCCAUGAAAGGGCGUGCAUGUGGUUUUCGAACCAUCCUAUCAUCUUGUGCAGCAAAUUGAAGAGAGAAGACUUAUUCAUAGGCAGUCAAAGCCACCCGCCUCGGCUGUGUUGGACUCAACAGCUAUCCAGAUGAAGGUAUCAUGGAGGCAGGGAAGCACAUCAGCGAGCACCAGAACAUCACAUUGUGGAGAAGCGAUAUGAAUGAUGAGGGGACUUGGUUGCUAGGUAUUUACACACCUUCUAUGCGGUAAAAGAUAAUUCCUUCUAUAGGAGAGUGGCAAUUACUCAAACCCUGUAUCUUCAAUGUGCCUUUUCUUCUGACCCUGUACACCUCUCUAGCUGAUU